AUGGCUCGGGGAGUCCUGAUGCUGACGUUUUGGAGGCCCAAGUUAACAGUCUUGAUUUUGAUUGUGCUCAGCCUGGUGCUGCACAUCUUGAUCGCUCUGUUGCCUGUUCAGGAGCUAAGUGGUCAGGAAAACUGUGCCCAUUACCCACAGGCGGCUGCUGGCCAGAAUGUUCCUCUGCUCCCAAACCGAUCAGUGAUGAAGAGCAAGCAGUCAAAGACAAACAGAGAACUUCAGAAUUAUGCCAGCACCAGGAUAUCUGGCCGUGCUUCUCAAUCCCUGGAUUCAAAUAUCAAGAGCCAGAUAUUCCAUCAAAAGAAACAUGCAGAGUCAGGCUUUAAGCUGGAGAGUAAACUUCAGAGGGAGCGCUUUAAGUCAAACAUCUCCAAACUGACUGCAUUGUUUCAACAUCCACUGUACAACAUCCCGAUUCCAACACUGACACCAGACGAUCAGCUGUUCUCUGAGAGUUCAGCAGAAAAAUUCAAUCCGAAAAGCAAAAACCCUGAUGGCUGGGUCAGUCAUGAGGAGGAAUAUGUCCUUCCAGUUGAUGAUUCCUCUCCUGGAAGUUACACAAAUUGGAUGAAAUUCUUUCUUGGAAUUAAUCGUUAUGAAUUGUACUCACGCAACAGCAGCAUCGUUGCCCCUUUAUUAAAAGAGCUCAGCACCAGCAAGAUUGUCCGUGUUGUUCAAAAACGUGGUGGGACCCAGUUGAAGUUGACAAUAUCGUUGGAGGAUUAUGGCAAAGCGUUGUUUAAACCAAUAAAACAGACUCGGGAAGAGGAAACCUCUGUUGACCUGUUCUACUUUUCUGAUUUUGAACGUCACAAUGCGGAGAUUGCUGCUUUUCACUUGGAUCGAAUUUUAGGUUUCCGAAGAAUUCCUCCAACUUCGGGUCGUCAGGUCGACGUGGUAAAGGAGAUCCGAGAGCGGACAUUCGACAGACACCUAGAGAGGACUUUCUUCAUCUCCCCCGCGGGCAAUGUUUGUUUCUAUGGCGAUUGCUCCUAUUACUGUGACAUGGAGCACCCUCUGUGUGGAAAACCACAUCUGAUGGAGGGCUCGAUGGCAGCUUACCUCCCUGAUGUGAAUCUUGCUAAACGUCUCUCCUGGAGGAAUCCCUGGAGACGCUCCUACCACAAGAGCAAGAAGGCCAAGUGGGAGACGGACCCCUCUUACUGCGAUCAUAUUCAGAAAACAUCGCCCUACAAAGAAAGCAGCCGGCUGCUGGAUGUGAUGGACAUGACCGUCCUGGACUUCCUGAUGGGAAACAUGGACCGACAUCACUAUGAAACAUUUCAGAAAUUUGGGAAUGAGAGCUUCAUCCUUCACUUGGACAACGGUCGAGCGUUUGGACGGCAUUCUCGGGAUGAGCCCUCGAUCCUGGCCCCUCUCAGACAAUGCUGCAGGAUCCGCAGAGGGACAUUUCUCCGGCUGCAGCUCCUAGCCACUGACCACUACAAGCUGAGUGACGUGAUGAGGGAGUCUCUGCUGAGUGACAGCCUCACACCGAUCCUGAGUGAACCUCACCUGACUGCCCUGAACCGCAGGCUGGACACCAUCCUGAAAACCGUCAGAAACUGUAUCCAGCAGCACGGUGAACACACAGUCCUGCGCCAUGACCUGGGAGCACAGCGUGUCAGUCAGUAACAGGGUGAGGGCAGUG
Hemiscyllium ocellatum (epaulette shark) is the source of this 1663-nucleotide messenger RNA. Its product is annotated as extracellular serine/threonine protein kinase FAM20C-like. Gene Ontology annotation, cellular component: Golgi apparatus. The coding region runs from base 1 to 1647 and encodes 548 amino acids. The record is from RefSeq and is a predicted model, not a curated record. The transcript has 10 exons. NCBI's taxonomy places the organism in Eukaryota, Metazoa, Chordata, Chondrichthyes, Orectolobiformes, Hemiscylliidae. Gene Ontology annotation, biological process: protein phosphorylation. Gene Ontology annotation, molecular function: phosphotransferase activity, alcohol group as acceptor.